This is a messenger RNA of Hippopotamus amphibius kiboko, 1988 nucleotides long. Its product is annotated as nucleoside diphosphate kinase 6-like. Gene Ontology annotation, biological process: CTP biosynthetic process; UTP biosynthetic process; GTP biosynthetic process. Bases 91 to 699 code for a protein of 202 amino acids. The transcript has a single exon. Gene Ontology annotation, molecular function: nucleoside diphosphate kinase activity. NCBI's taxonomy places the organism in Eukaryota, Metazoa, Chordata, Mammalia, Artiodactyla, Hippopotamidae. The record is from RefSeq and is a predicted model, not a curated record.
GGAUGCGAUGUUGAGCGAAACAGAUCCCUGCUUUCAUGGAGCUGACCUUCUAGUGGGGAAGAGAUAACUGAAGAAAACGUGAAAGGAGCCAUGAGAAUGUAUAACAGGGGAAGUAAACUAAGAUCUAGUGGGAGGGAGAUGACCUCGAUCUUGCGGAGUCCUCAGGCUCUCCAGCUCACUCUGGCCCUGAUCAAGCCUGAUGCAGUUGCUCACCCACUGAUUCUGGAGGCUGUUCAUCAGCAGAUUCUGAGCAACAAGUUCCUUAUUGUACAAAUGAGAGAACUUCUGUGGAGGAAAGAAGAUUGCCAAAAGUUUUACCGAGAGCAUGAAGGGCGUUUUUUCUAUCAGCGGCUGGUGGAGUUCAUGGCCAGUGGGCUAAUCCGAGCCUACAUCCUCGCCCACAAGGAUGCCAUUCAGCUCUGGAGGACAGUGAUGGGACCGACUAGAGUGUUUCGAGCACGCCACGUGGCCCCAGAUUCAAUUCGUGGGAGUUUUGGCCUCACUGACACCAGUAAUACAACCCAUGGCUCAGACUCUGUGGUUUCAGCCAGUAGAGAGAUUGCAGCCUUCUUUCCUGACUUCAGUGAACAGCGCUGGUAUGAGGAAGAGGAGCCCCAGUUGCGCUGUGGCCCUGUGUGCUACAGUCCAGAGGGAGGCGUCCACUUUGCAGCUGGAACAGGAGGCCCAGGGCCAACCUGAUGCAGGCCUGUCGGUCUGUGAAGACUGGUGGCAUCGCCCAGCCUUUUCUCACAGAACUCUGGUCCAGAGCAUUCUCCUAGGACCAGGGAGGUCUGGGGCUCAUUGUGCCAUCUCUGCUGGGCACCGUCACCUGCAUGAGGUGGCUCCUUACUGCCACCUCUUCUAGAAUCUAACUCUCUAUCUACCUCUUCUCUGGAAUGUUCAUGGGUGGUUCAGAGGAAUGAUGGCUCCUUUUUUUUCUGAGAACUAUUCAUCCUUUUUCAAGCAGGAAGUUGCCUAAUUGACUUGCCUAAAAAAUGCAGUGACUGUAUUAGCAACAUUUGGUUUAUUUUCCUUAAUAAAAGUCAGUAUUCUACUGAAAAAAAAAAAAAAAAAGAAAAAAGAAAACCAGGCAAGGGACUUGGCCACGAAGGCCUUCUGCUCCCCAAACGGCAAGUUAACAAGUGCUGAGUCUAGGGCUGGUGAGGUGCAGGUAAGCCAUGCCCUCUUGGUCAAAGGCCAUCCACCCCCCAGCAUACCCUGUGAUGAGAAACACCUGCUGCUUCUCAGCAGGGACCUCUACCUGGCCUUCAAGGCCCUUAGGAAUCUGGUCCCCCUUUUCUGAUCAUUUAUAAGCCACUCCCACCCUCACAAAUCGCUUGCUCUGGCCAAAGCGGGCAAACCUGCCCUUGGCAACAUGGGCCCCUGCCUCCCUGCAGCCAGUCAUUCUCAGGACCCGGCUGUAGCAUCGCCUCCAUGAAGCCUCCCCUUGCAUGGACCACUUGCUGGUAACCAAUCCUAUACAAUCUCGUUUAUACUACCUUUUCUCAUGAGCAAAUCUUACAUUUCAGUGAAAUGCCCUAGGCAGAGACCCUCUCACGUCUGUGUUCCCCUGGCAGCUCAUGCAAAGGGACACUUGAAAGACACCAGGGGCAGGUGGAUCAAUGAGUCGACGUUGGGCUCUUCCCUUUGAUGCUUGCAGGGAGGGGGCCGCAGAGCAAAGGUGACUGAGCCACUGGACACAUUUAGGGGGACACAGCCCAGAAAAGAGGUAGCACCCGGCACCGAAAAACAGAAGAGCAGCACGGCUCAAACCCCGCCCGAUGACAUCUGUCACGGACCGGCGUGCGAGCUUAACUUCCUGAGCUGUACAGUGAGGCCAACACGUGUUCUACUCACCCCACAGGAUCCGUGUGACAGUCAAGUGAGACACUGUACAGAAAGUGCUUGACAAGCACGGCACACACGGUAGCUGGCGUUAGCUAUCCGUAUGGAGUGGAAAAGAGCUCAGACAGGGGCCAGCUCUCGGC